Paramecium sonneborni is the source of this 1640-nucleotide messenger RNA. Lineage: Eukaryota; Ciliophora; Oligohymenophorea; Peniculida; Parameciidae. The record is from the annotation of a GenBank genome assembly.
AUUAAAUAAUNAUCAGUUAAUCUUAAAAUAUCUAUUUGAUAAGGUUGAUUAUCAACAAUAUUAGGUUAUUUCUGUAAAUUUAAUGUCAAACACAAAUAUUUGAAUGUUAAUUAUAAGCUUGAUGAAUACUUUUAUUUUAAAAUAAAUUCAAAUUUAUUUAUUUUAAGAUUUUUAUAUAUAUUUUCAAAACAUCGAUUGAAAAUGUAAUCUCUCUUUGUCAAGUGUUAAAAAUGUUAACAAAGACCUGCUACGAUUAAGUGUAACUAAUGUAGAUAUGGUCAAACUUACAGAUUAUGCUAUUCAUGCGAUUCUUAAAUACAUAAUAGAACAGGCCCUGUUGAUCAAUAACAUAAAACAGAAAUCAUACCCUAUUAAGGUAUAACAUAAGAAUAAUCCAAACUUUAGAAAUGUAUUAGAAAAACCAAGUAAAUGUGCCUGUUCCUUAAAAAAAUGACUAAAGAAAUUCAUUCAAAAAAAAUGAUUACAAACCUUAACCUUAAGUUCCUACAAAGGAGUAUUUAAACAAUGAGUCUAGAAAACCUGAUUACUCUAAAACCAUUGAUGUUAAUAGAGUCAGCAAUAAACAUGAUUAUUUGGAUAAAAAAAUUGAUAGUCAUGAUAAAAGAGCAGAUUAACAAUAUCUCUCAAAUGAUAAAAGACCUUACUCUUCUAAUUAAAAAAUCACUUCUGAUAAUGAUAGAAAUAGUUAAUAAUUAAUUAACUAAUUAAAAGAGGAAUAAUAAUAAACUGAAAAAUUAAGAGCAGAAUUAUCAUAAGCUAAUUAAAAAGAGAGAGAAGCAUAAAGAAGAUUGUAUUUUUAUUUUAGUAUUUUAGAUAAAAAUUAGAAUAAGAAUUUGAACUCAAAAUUAGAGAAGAUAAAUUAAAAAUUUAACAAUUAACUGAUGAAAAUAGAAAUUUAAAUACAAAAUUAAAUUAAACAAAUAAACAUAUACAAGAAGAAGUAAAUAAAGUCAGAAAUUAAUAUGAAGAUUAGAUAAAUGAAUUAGAAUAAAUUUUAAAUGAAAAAAAUUAAUAAUUAGAAAGUAUUGCUUAAGAAUAUAAUUUGGUAACAAUUUUUUAUAAAUUUAUUAGGAAGAAUUACAAUAAACUCUUAAUGAGUUACAAUAAGAAUCUUCAAUGAAAGAUUAAAUAAUUGAACAAUUAUAAUAAAAUUUACAUGAUAAUUAAGAAGAAUUCUAAUAAUUAAAGGAAGAAUUAAUGAAUAAUUCUAAAAAAAAUUUAUAAUCUUCGAAUAAGAAAUCGGUGAAAAGUAAUGAUAAUCAAAAAGAUGAAAUAAUUUAGGAAUUAGGUUAAUAAUUGGAAGCAAAAGAUGAAGAAAUUCAUAAAUUAGAAGGUAAUAUAUAUAUAAUAUUUAUAAAUUUAAAGAUUUAAUUGAAAAUUUUAAGUAAUUGUAUUAACAUAUGAGUGAUGAGAAAUAAUAACUUUAAGAAGAGGUAGAAAAAUUAGCUAAUGAGAAUAAUUAAUUUAGAGAUAUAUUCAGUGUAAUAAUAAUAAUUGAUUAAUAGCAAAAUCUUCAUCUUUUUGGAAUAGAUCCUGAAUAAUUAAAUGAAGAAGGAGAAGAGGGUGAAAAUGAAUAUCCAGAAGAGAUUGCUGAAGAAAAUGAUGAUCAAAAUGAUUGA